AUGCCCAACCACCUCCCGACACUGAUCGUCACCCCCCACGGCCAGCCAGACCAUGUCCUCUACACCUACCUCCAUACCGAAGAGAACCGAGUCAACUACCUCCUCACCCCUUCCCCGCAAGGCGACCUCUGUGUCGCCAAGCUCUUCCCCCCUCCCCGCCCCGGCCAGCCGUCUUCCACUGCCACCCUCCCUACCAUGUCCAACAAGCAGCCGCCCAACUCUGUCCGCUGUGAGGCUUCGAGGGAUCUGAGGUGGACGAUAGAGAAUACCGGUGUGAUGAGCCCCAUCUACAAGAUUGUCAACCAAGACGACACACCACUGUACCAGAUCAGCAAGCCAAACCCGCAUGCCGAGUUUUGGACCAUGUUCUAUUUCAAGUACGCUGGGCAUCAGAUCCCACCCAAGCGGAUUGAGUUUGGCAAGAUCUCAAAGAACCCUCCCGAGAAGGGUGGUGGUACCAGGCUCUCCAUCACUGGCAAGAGCGAGGAUGAGAAGCAAGUCUGGCAGACUUUGGGUGUUGGAAACGAAGAUUGCGUCGAAUGGGUCGUCUGCUGUGCUUGUUUGAACUUGCUCGAUGACGAGAUCCUCCGGGCUGCUGAAAAGCGCGCCAACCCCAACAGCGCCCCCUCCCACUCCCCAGCAUCCACCGCCCCCGCCUCCUCCCCCGCCUCCACCACCGGCCGUCCCAACCUCGCCUCCCUCCAACGCGUACCCCCUUCUUCCGGCCCGCGUUCCGCCCCAGGAGCAGGUAUCGCCUCAUCCGCGCCGUUGCCUGGCCAACACCCCGCGAUGAACUUGGCGCAGACCUAUAGGCAGGCGCCGCCGCCUCAGCAGAGCCGGGGUCCGCCUAUGAGGCCGCAUAUGGGGCAGCAGCAGAUGAGUGGGAUGGGGCAGCAGAGGGCGCCUCAGGGGUAUGCGCCCAUGCAGGGCCAGGGACAGAGGAGGUUCUAG
This is a messenger RNA of Cryptococcus wingfieldii CBS 7118, 951 nucleotides long. RefSeq lists its product as hypothetical. The coding region runs from base 1 to 951 and encodes 316 amino acids. NCBI's taxonomy places the organism in Eukaryota, Fungi, Basidiomycota, Tremellomycetes, Tremellales, Cryptococcaceae. The transcript is spliced from 4 exons. The record is from RefSeq and is a predicted model, not a curated record.